Messenger RNA from Colossoma macropomum (tambaqui), 1193 nucleotides. RefSeq lists its product as uncharacterized. The record is from RefSeq and is a predicted model, not a curated record. The transcript has 6 exons. The coding region runs from base 111 to 1193 and encodes 360 amino acids. NCBI's taxonomy places the organism in Eukaryota, Metazoa, Chordata, Actinopteri, Characiformes, Serrasalmidae.
AGAUCAGCACACACGCUUUACAAAGAAGAGCAAAAUUCUACGCAAACCUGCAGGAGCUUAAAAAUUGGGGUUUGUUUGAGUCUCAGUCAAGCCAAAUUUGAAAAGUGAAGAUGAAGGUCAUCGUAAUCUUCACCCUCUACCUGAUCUCAGGUCCAGUAGGCUGCACUGAUGUGACUGGCUACUCAGGAAGUAGUGUUGUGAUAUACUGCAGACACCAAAAGUAUGGAUUACAUAGAUACUUUUGUAAAGACCCAGAACAGCAGUGUGUGUAUUUGGAAUCUGAUCAAAAACAAAACACAUGGGAUCAUAAAGAUAGAGUUUCUCUGCAUGAAUCUGCUGGAAGGCUUAUGGUAAUCUUUCGAGAGCUGAGUUUACAGGAUGCUGGAUCAUAUCGCUGUGGACAGACUGAAGAGUGGAAUGAGACAGUGAACCUGAAAGUGAAAACAGAUCCUUGUUGUACUGGGAAAAUGAUUGUGACUGGCCAUCUUGGGAAGACUGUUGCCAUCAGCUGCUCAUAUCCAGAGGAGUUUAAGGAAGAUCCAGAGGAGUCUGAGGAAAGCAUCAAAUUCUUUGAGAAACUGGAUGGUCAAAUUUUUACUGAAGUGAACCAAACCACAGAUACUCGGAGAGGCAGAUUCUCCAUCUCUGAUAACAGAAGAUCUAAAGUUCUCAGUAUGAGCAUCAGUGAUGUGAGAGAAGAUGAUGGAGGAGUUUAUUUCUGUGGAGCGGGGAAUGGAGAUGAGAAUUAUAAAACAUUCUUCACUGAGAUUCAGCUGCAGGUUACUGAUUCCUCAGCCUUCACCAAAGUGUAUACCUGUGUGGCUCUGCUGCUGAUUGGAGGAUCAGCACUGAUCAUUUAUACUGUGAUACAUAAGAAAAGACGAGGCUCCACUCCUUCUUCCAAGAUGGAGCUCAAAGACAAUAAAGAGGUUAGUUGUUAUGUUUGUGUGGUGACCCCAGUGGAGAUUGAACACACCAGACAUGUUUCUGCCUCAGACCCUGGAGUUGAUGCAAAUAGUUCUAAUAAAGAUACCUACUCCAUCAACCAACCACCCAAAGAUGAAGGUCUCACUUACGCCAUUGUGAUUUUCCAGAAGAACCCGGAUUCUCCCAGUGAUACGCCAGAGACCAACAGUAAGGCGGAACCUUCUACUGAAUACGCCACUGUUAAACAUCACGCAGGACUGGAAUAA